AUGGCUGCCAUCUCGGGGUCGAACGCAGGGCCCGCAACCCUUCCCGAAGGAGGGAGUGGGUCUGGAUCGGCGUCCGAGAUUGACAGCCCCCCCUCCGAUGCUACGGUGGACAAAGUCUCCGGUGGAGGCUCGACAGAGCGCGAGGACACCCAAAAUAAGACAUGGGAAGAGGCCCUUGAUUACUGCAGGGAAAACUACGCUGAUCUGGCCAGUCUCUACACUGAUAAAAUGAUGAACAAGGCAAUGUUUUCAAACACAGCAGCUCAGACAGAUGAUGUGUGGCAUGGUCUGCGCUUUUUAGCUGGCCACUGGUUCUGGCUAAAUGGCGAGGAUAUUAAAUAUAAAGCCUGGUCUCUGGAUGAUAAUGCGUGCCCUGCUGUGAAUCAGUACUGUGGAACUGUGAAGAAAGACACAAAAUUCUGGACUCCCAAAAACUGUGAGGAAAGACUCAACUUUCUCUGUGCUGAUAAAAGUCCUUAUGAUGUAUAA
Paramisgurnus dabryanus is the source of this 489-nucleotide messenger RNA. The record is from RefSeq and is a predicted model, not a curated record. Lineage: Eukaryota; Metazoa; Chordata; Actinopteri; Cypriniformes; Cobitidae.